Messenger RNA from Plasmodium gonderi, 828 nucleotides. RefSeq names its product tryptophan-rich antigen. Lineage: Eukaryota; Apicomplexa; Aconoidasida; Haemosporida; Plasmodiidae. The record is from RefSeq and is a predicted model, not a curated record. The transcript is spliced from 2 exons. Bases 1 to 828 code for a protein of 275 amino acids.
AUGUUUUUUUCGACACAUAUUACUUUAUUUAUCUUAUCGUCUGCUUACAUUUUAAGCAACAUUUCCCCCUCUCUUCAGCAUAUAAAAAAUCGCUCCAUACAUGAAUUAACGAAUCCAAUCGUAUCGGAACAAGAUGGAAUAGUGUAUGGUUCUAAUCUGAGAGAAGAACAGAAUAACAACUUGAUGUUGAAGUUUGAAGAUGAAUGGAAAGAUUUUGUUACUACUUUGGAACAUGAAAAAAACAAAUGGAUUCAAGAAAAAGAUGUAGAGUGGAAUGAAUGGUUGGAAAUAAUGCAAGAUAAGUGGACACAUUAUGACAGAAACUUGAGUCCAACGUAUAAAAACAAAAUUUUGGAAAAAUCAUCCAAAUGGGAUGAAUUUGACUGGGAAUAUUGGGCUAAUACAGAAUGGCAUGACCUAAUGGAAAGAGAUUGGAAAAAUUGGAUUUAUGGAAAUAAAUUGAGUUUGAAUAAAUUAAUACAAAAUAAAUGGAUCAAUUGGUGUAACGAUAAAUUUUUGGAAUGGUUAAUGAAUGAGUUGAAUGAUGACCAAGAUGCAUAUACAGAAAGUACACAAAGUGAUGAGGAUCUUUCCAAUUCAGAACAAAAUGAAAAUCCUGAGCUUAAUAUGGAAGACGAAAUUUUUAGUAAAAAUAAAGAAUGGGAAAGUUGGACUGACAAAAAAGAGAAAUUAAUUAAAAAAAUAAAGAAUGAUAAUUGGAAAGAAUGGAAAAAUAACAAAUAUGCCACCUUUAACACAUGGAGAGAAUCCUUCAUUAAAAAAUGGAUAAAAGAAAAACAGUGGGAAAUAUUGACUCAAAAUAAAUAA